Apiotrichum porosum is the source of this 207-nucleotide messenger RNA. RefSeq lists its product as uncharacterized. NCBI's taxonomy places the organism in Eukaryota, Fungi, Basidiomycota, Tremellomycetes, Trichosporonales, Trichosporonaceae. The record is from RefSeq and is a predicted model, not a curated record. Bases 1 to 207 code for a protein of 68 amino acids. The transcript has 3 exons.
AUGGCACCUCCAAACUUUGCUGACGUCGCCGCCUACGACCUCCUGCUGUUUGAGGACCUCCCCUACUAUAUCAUCAAGGUGCCUGUCAAUGAACACAUGUUGGACCGCACCUAUCACUUGCUCAUGGCGAUGCUCGUCCUCUUCGGCCUGGUGGCUUUCAUGGCCUUGCGGCCCUCGUCCACCUUCUUUGAGAACUGCGCUGGCUAA